This is a messenger RNA of Paramuricea clavata, 5751 nucleotides long. Lineage: Eukaryota; Metazoa; Cnidaria; Anthozoa; Malacalcyonacea; Plexauridae. The record is from the annotation of a GenBank genome assembly.
AUGAAAUGUCUGUCGUUCUCUGUAGGCCCGACUGAACAAUCAUUUCUGACCAACAUAGAGGAUAUUGUGAACUCGGCUCUUGCAAUUGACAAGCUUGUGAGUUACAUCACAAUUUCUGCAGCAGAAGAUUACCUUCUGGGUAAAAAAAUUGGGUUUUGUGAGGAGAUAAUUAAGGUAAAAUAGCAAAAAGAGUACUAUACUUACAGUUAUUUAAACUAAUUAAACCAUCUAUUCAAAUAUGGUACUGGCCAGCUCACUGCAUGGUGUCAAAAGAAUCGUUCUCAUUUAAAAAUUGAAAGUUUUUUCAUGUUUAUUACCUCAAGUCAAAUUCUCAAGUCAAAUUCAUCCUCACCCGGUUUUAACUCUCCAUAUUAGGUUGGAACCCUGUCAGCGCAAUAAUUCAAGUGACCACGUAUAUAAUAGGAUGUUUCACAGAAAAGGACGCGAGUAGCAAGUGCUAUCUAAUGCUUUUUUUUCUUUAAAAGAUAACUUUUACAUUUUAGGCAAAGUAGAAAUCAAUGUUCCAACCUCGUACCCAGGCUCUUACCUUUGCACACCUGGGCGGAAAGACCCUGGUUGGGGCUGGUCGCAUGACAAUGGGAAAGACUUGACACCGUGGGAGGGGUGGUACAAUUGGCAUGAAUAUAGCGACUGAUCUAGCUGUAAAAAUUAAUCACGCCAAGUUGAAUAAAUUGAAGUGUUUUUUGUUUCUCCAUAGUCUAAAUUUUGCGAUAGUGAACACUUAAGGCAAAAGCAAGGUAAAUGCAUUGCAAUGUAAUCUUAAGGCAAAGCAGUGCAAUGUAAUCUUAAUGCCAAGUCGUUUGUCUGGAGAAAGUAUUUUUAGGAUGGGAUGUGCUUGCUGUUCUUCCUACGAGAUAUGGAAAGUCUCUAAUAUUUCAUCUCUUGCCUUUGAUACUUAUGGCCAAGGAAUGAUUUGAAAACGUCUGAGAAUGUUAUUUUUGACACAUACAGUCAUUUAAAUAUAAACAAAGUGAAAAACAGUAUAAAGUACUAGUAAAAGGUUAUGCAAAACGGAAUGCUUACGAGUUAUGAGGGAUGACACUUUUAUUAGUAGUAAUAAUAAUACAACAGGUUAUUGUCAGGAUCAACUGAUGUGUGUAUAAAUAGUUUUUCUCCAAUUGAUUGAAUAAAAAAAUGUUGCGUUUAAAUAUAUUGUAUAAAUCACAAUUGUAUAAUGUAUUACUUCCGUAUUUGCGUCACUUUCAGCCAGUAGCAUUGUAUUGAUCCUUUGCAAUCUACUCAAUUCAUGACACCUUCGGAAUAUUAUUAUGCUGUAAAUCAGGGACAAUGGCACAAUCUUUUUCUCCCGGUUAUACUGUUCAUCUAUAAUCACGGACAAUGCUUUGUACGUAAAUGGGCACAAUUUUUCCAUCUCUUGAACAAUUUCUUUGAAGUCAAACGCAAAACUGAAUUAAACUCCCUUCGUGCAAGUUCUAUCAGCUCCCUGUUUAUUUUCUCGAGAACUUUGCCAAACGGUAAUUGGUUAACUCUUUAUCAACAAGCGACAUUUUGACGAUUUUACAACUCAAUUGUUUAUAACGUAAAUAUCUCAGCGCGUAUUCACCCCCCUUUAAAACAAAGAAUACCAUUGAAAUCCUAAUAAAAUAACCUUUUCAACGGGGGGUCGAAUGCCGUCAAAGCAUUACACAAACCGAAACAAUCAUAUAUUUACUCACCGCUUGGCCAAAAUUUCGGAAUUUCGUUUCCACAAUAGCGUAAAUAACUUGUGAAUUCUUCAGAGUUCGGCUCAAAUCAAUAAGAGUGAAAUAUUCCUUGUAUUCAAGUGCUUUUAUAUCCAAAAUUUCAUUUCAAUACAGCCAGUAGAAAUGUUUAUUUUGAGUUUUUAAAAAUAUCGGGGUUUUCUUGUUUUUUCUCGCACGCGCGUGCCACAAGCUAAAAUUGGCGAAUAAGAAGUACCCGUAGCCCGAUGCACGUGCAAAUCAUGCUGCAGAUGUAAUUUGACCUUUAGAAUCGAUUUCCGACGUUUCCCGAGCGCUAGGAUGUAUACACGCGAUGUUUUGGCGAAUUUAAAUCGCAUUUCCGGUCAAAAAAUAUCCCGCUGAGUUCGCUAAUAUCGCAACAGAUUGAAAUAUCGAAAUAAAAGGCGAAGAACUGAGGCUACAAGCCUCAAAAUAACACUGUAAAUAGUGUUUUUGAUUGUGAAUCGAACAAGCCUACAACAAAAAAUACAUGUUUGAAGGGGCCAAAGUUGUGUCUGGCAAAAGGUAUGGCUUUAGUGAUAAAUUGUUUACAUUUUUCGAACAAAUAUGUAAUUUGUUGAAAUAUGAUACAUCUUGACCCUUCAAAGGUCAUAAAUCGCUAUAAUGUUUGUCUUUGACUAAAACUAUCAUUAUGAAUCAGGAAAUAUUAUUUCGCUGAAUUGAAUGGUGGUAUUUUCAUCUACGUAGCAUGUACUGAACCAAAGAUAUGAACCUCCAAAAUACUAUUGCAGUUCUGCAAAAUCGCAUUUCCGGUCAAAAAAUAUCCCGCUGACUUCACUAACAUCGCAACAGAAUGAAAUAUCAAAAUAAAAGACGAAAAUCCGAGGCUACAAGCCUCAAAAUAACACUGUAAAUAGUGUUUUUGAUUGUGAAUCGAACAAGACUACAAUGAAAAACACACGUUCGAAGGGGCCAAAGUUGUGUCCAGCAAAAGGCAUGGUUUUAGUGCUACAUUGUUUACAUUUUUAGAACAAAUAUGUAAUUUGUUGAAAUAUGAUACCUCUCGACCCUUCAAAGGUCAUAAAUCGCUAUAAUAUUUGUGUUUGACUAAAACUAUCACUAGAAAUCAGGAAAUAUUAUUUCGCUGAAUCGAAUGGUGGUAUUUUCAUCUACGUAGCAUGUACUGAACCGAAGAUAUGAACCUCCAAAAUACUAUUGCAGAUCUGCAAUAGUUUUCACAGGGUCGGUCGAAAAGGAGUUAAUCUCAUCCCCAUGCAAACCAACCGCAACGGAAAAGGCGACCUAAUAUGUAGAUAAAAAGAUGAUCGAUUUGUAUUAUCUAAAUUUGUUACUUCAGCAAAACCCUUUGCUGCACGCAGUUCAUGAAAAACAAGAUGCUCUGUGGAGCGUUAACUCGCUGGGGCUACACAACUGACGCACAUUACUGUUAAGAUCUAAAGGCUGAUUUCCACUGGCACUGUUGCGUUUUUCGUACGCAUGUACACGUACAUAAAACUUUGAAUCCUUCUAUUUUUAAAUAUUUUACAAAUAAGUUAACAAAUUCAUACUAAAACUUGCAGAGCAGUAAAUUCUGUUGCUUUAUUUAUUUGGUUAUUUUACAAAUUUAAAGUUUUACCCGCAUAUAUUAAGCCUGUUGUGAAAAUUAAGCCUGUCCCCGAGCUAAGGGGAAACUUCUGGCGUUUAUGCCCACAAGUAAAGUUAUAUUUUAUAGUAUGCUACAUUCUUCUGUCGACCGCCAGUUUAAAAUGUUCAAAAUAAAAUAUGUUGGGGCUUUUGGGCUCAAAAUAUUAUCAAAAUGAAGAGAGAAGUGAGACGAAUCCACUGGUGUACGGCCAAAAAAAGAGAAAACCAAUGAUACCAAAGUUAUCAAGGAUCAAACGUACUGCAUCUUUUAUAAUUUGAGCGAUUUGUCAACAAAUAAUACAAUUUCGCUUGGCUUUCAAAGACAAAGUCAGAGGCCAUAAAUCGCUAGAAUACUGUUGUCAGUUGUUUAGUAAUACAUUUGACAUCCGUAGGUACAAUUUCUCAUCCGUACUUGUUGGAAUUUGUCUGGAGCUUUUCGGUGCAGUCGUCUCAGCAGAGGGUGAAAUGUCAAUACAUCUUUUUGUGCGAGAGAAUGCAAUUUGACUGUCGCAGACGACCGUCUUAAACGCCUUGAAGUUAUUUAACCUCCUUUUGCAUGGCCGGCAGAUCAGGCGAGGAAGUUCAUCAUCACAAGGAAGUAGGCAACCGUAAAUUGUUUCAGCCACACUAAGCAAUUGGCUUUGUUGUACAAGUUUUUUAAGUACUUUGAUUCACAAACACUUCGACAAAGUCAACAUGUAUUAGAUGGUGCACUACAUGAUUUGUAUACCUUUUUGGGAGUUUCUUUCACAUCAACAUUUCAGUAUAUUUUUGGAAAGAUACAGUAGAAGUGUGUGCCGCGAAAUAGUUGAUUUGGACAAUACCGAUAGACGUGCCUUUAAUUAGCUUUUGUUUAUUUUUACAUAUGACAGCUCGACAAUAAAUCCCUUGCCACUCCUCCCUAAGUGUUUUUAAAAUGCUAAUUGAAAACACUCCAGAUUUUGAGGUGUCACACGACCAGCCCCAACCAGGGUCUUUCCGCAGCUGGGGGCAUGCAAAGGUAAGAGCCUGGGUAUGAGGUUGUCAGUGUUAGUGAAUGGCUACUCUAUUGGAAAGACCUGAGUGGAAGGAUUGAAGAGAGCCAGACUGUUAUGGAGGCAGAUGGAGAUGAGAACAUCCAGGAUUUUGUAGCUCAGAUUCAAAGGGAACUUUUUAGAAUGGUACGGUUGCUCAUAAUGCUAUUAUGUGUGUAGUAUCAUACAUGCGUAAAAGUAUGCGUAGUAUCAUACAUAUUAGGAAGUGUAGGCAUACACUGUACCUGUAAAGACGAGUUAGGGUUUAUGAUACAGUUUACAGUAUACAGUAUACAAUAUUGGAACAGCAAUAUUUCUUUUUACAUCUGAGAUGAUGUAUUUUCUGCAGGUUGCAACUAUGUGGCAGGACAUAGCAGUGGUUGCAUGUGAUAAGAUAUUUCAAGAGGAUGAAGUUGAUGUCUUUGAUCUGGUGUGAAUUAUGCUACCUUAUCCUGGGUAUAGAAAUAUCUUGCUCAGUAACUUAGUAUACUGUAUAUUAUUACUUAAAACAAGUGAAUUAAUCCAAUAAUUUCUCAUUAGUGUAAGGAAUGGGGAUUCCAUCAUCGUGACAAUUUGGGCUAUUGCUUGAUACUGGCGACUAUGGACAUUUUAACAUCUAACACGCAUCAAUGUUGAUGAGAACUUUCGGAUCCAUGAGGGAAUUUAGUAAUCAAGGAUUUGAAAGUUCCCAUAAGGUUAAUCGACGACUGUACUUGCAGGCCACCAAUCAUGACAUUCAGGCGAAAGAUUCAUCAGGUCUAAAAAUAAAAUAUACAUAAGAUAUACAAAAGAUAUAGGUACUGUAGUACAAUUUCUAUCGAGUGUGAAGUGGAUAGAUACCCAUUUUACUGUAUAUCAUUAGUUAUAUAACAGGUUAUAGUUUAAACUUGUAUCAUUUUCUUGUGUUUUAUUACAGUUAAACAAAUCUUAACCCAUGUGUAUGUCAAUAAACUCUUGUUUCUUAGUCUUUCAUUGAGGAAGGCUUUGGAGUGCUUCCAAGCAGGUAAAGACAUACUUUUGGUAUUAUGUGAAUUGUUUUCUACAGGCUGGCAAAACAGUCUCUCUACUGAAAUAAAACAGGAAUAAAGAAAAUACCAUCAAAUUUGUAAAUAACUGAAAUCAAUCCACCACUGUUGACUGGACAAGUACGAUAUAUACUCACAAAUGAGUACAGUAGCCCGGUUUAGACUAGAUAAUGGUAUUUGUUAUAGAUAAAGAAUUCUGGAAAUGGCUGUGGGUGGAAGGUCAAGAAGGUGAAAUGGACCUUGGUUGAUAUGAAGUGGAUACAAGAAACCAGCAGUCUUAUCCCCAAAGCCUGCCAACCCAGUUUCACAUACGACCACUGCAUCUGGGAAGAACAGUUUAAACUGCCUGAAGUAGAGUUAGAGACAAAUCCGAAGUCCGAAGGCUAG